Molecule: messenger RNA, 3454 nt
Organism: Nilaparvata lugens (brown planthopper)
Lineage: Eukaryota; Metazoa; Arthropoda; Insecta; Hemiptera; Delphacidae
Exons: 3
Coding region: 789-1790 (333 amino acids)
Source: RefSeq, a predicted model, not a curated record
UUACUAAUUACGGCACAUUUGUAGCCCCACUAUUUUUGAAGAUAUCAACUCAAUUUUUUUUUAAAUGAAAGAGGAAGAAAAAAUAGGUGUCGCUAGACUAAUUUCAACUCAAAAAAAUAAUUCUAUAUAAUAAUAAAGGAACUUCGAAAAUCUCACAUGAACUAACCUUAUUUUCAGUACUUAGUCAGUAUUUUUACUUUUUAUUUACUGUUGAAAUACUUGUAUCUUGUAUUUUUUGCUCAUUUCUAACAUUAAUUUAAAUAAAAACAUUAAUUUAAAUAAAAUUUGUCUCAGAAUGUAAUUAUUUUAUAGUAAAUAAUUUAUAUUACGGUACUUUAAACGAUUACGAUAGUAUCAACACUGUGAUAGCCUGUGACGUAGUUCAUUGGUGCAGGAUAAAUCGAUGUUUAUCGAUGGUGAAUAGAAUUAUCAGUUUAUUGAUAUCGAUAAUUUCCUCUACGAAGCUCCUGCAUCGAUUUCAAGUAUCGAUUUCAGAUUUUGAUUUUAGUUUCCUAUUGCUUUACAAUAAUUUUAUAUAAAAACAAUUUAAAAUAUAAAAAAUAUAGAAAAUUCUCAAACUUUUAUUCGUAAUUUUUAUCUUUAUUUAUUAUAUUCUAUAAGAAUAAUAAAUCAAUAAUAUAUUUUUUAUAAUUGUUGAACAUGAUUAUUUUCAACUUAUUUCAACAUGGUAUAACUGCAUCAGCUUUCAGAGGAUAAAUUCAAUUUCUCGUGUGUGGAUUGUAGAAUGAAAGUUUGAUAUGUUGAAGUUAUAAUUUUUAUAGAUAAAAAUGGCUGGUGAAAAAGUGAAUCUGGUGAAUAUAAAAAAGUGGAGUGAUGAGGGGAAAUUGUUGAUUGAUAAGUGUAUGGAAUGGGGGAUUUUGAAGCGUGUUAUAGUUUGUUCAGCUUGUGGUCGGGAUGAAUGUAAAAUGACAUUACGGAAGUGUAAUUCUGAAACAGACGGCUAUAAAUGGUAUUGCAAUAAUUACAGAUCUGAGAACAAGAAGAAAAGGAAAAGAUGUGGUUAUUCUGUGAAUCUUAGACGAGGAACUUUUUUUGAAAAGUCAAAACUUCCGUUGUGGAAAAUUAUAGGUUUCAUAUAUUUGUGGACAAAAAAUGUAGCCGCAAAAGUGAUCAUUGAUGAGUUGGGCAUUUCAAAUCGGACAGUUGUUGACUGGAGUUCAUUCUGUCGGGAAGUGACUUUUGAUUUUGCAGUAGUGAGAAAGAAAAAAAUUGGAGGACCUGGAAGAAAAGUUCAAAUUGAUGAGAGUAAAUUUGGAAAGAGAAAAUAUAAUCGGGGGCGGGCUGUUGAGGGUCAGUGGGUGUUUGGAGGCAUCGAUGAGCUUUCUGGAGAGGUUUUCAUGGUGGCUGUUGAGAACCGGUCAUCAGAUACCCUGAUACCUAUUAUCAAAGAGUACAUCAAACCGGGCUCAACAAUCGUGUCGGACUAUUGGAAAGCUUAUGAUUGUUUGAAAGAAGAAGGCUUUGAGCACUUGAAAGUGAAUCACAAAAUGAAUUUUGUUGACCCACUUUCAGGUGCUCACACAAACAAGAUCGAAGCUUCUUGGGGCGCGGCAAAGGCAACUUUGCCACGCUUCCACAGGAAGAAAGCUUUCUUUCCUGGCUAUUUAUCAAAGUAUGUAUUUAUGAAAUCAUGCAAAUUGAGGAAAGUUGACUGCUUUACUGAGUUCUGUAAGGAAGCAGGAAAUUUAUAUGACCCUGCAAAGCCAAAAGAUGGGGAAACCGAUGAUACUGAUGAAACUGACGAUUUGGAUUUGGAUGAUAUGAACUGAUUAGUAUAAGAACAAAAAUUGUGGAGAAUAACCAAAAUUUAAGGCGUUUUAUAACAGGUUUCCAGUAACACAGAGUAGCCUAUUCAUUUCAAUUUUACAAUCAUAAUAUUGAUCAAAAUCUUCAUUAUCAUCAGUCAUCGGUUUCUCCUUUGGGGUCAUAUCUAGAUCCUGCUUCGUUGCAUAAAACAGUAGAGCACUUUCCCUAUCUACAAAAUGCAUGAUUUUGUUGAUAUAUAUUUUGACAAAUAGUUAAUGUGGAAGCCUCUUACUUCAAACAAUCAUAUUCUUCCCAUAAGACCAACACCUGUUCCACCUUCAACACAAAUCUGAACCAUCCUUAAAGCCACAUGAUGCUCCUCCCUCCCAUUCUUGAAACCCUUUCUCAUAAUAAUAGGCUAUAAUUCGGUGCUUUAUGCUUAUAAAUUCAAAUUUUUUAGCUCAUAUAUAUUUUGGACAAAAAUUGAACAUAAACUUUCAACAUUAAAUAGAUAGGCUAACCAUUUUUUCGAAAAUGUUAUUUAUUAUCAAAAUUAGCAAAUAGUAUAGUUUUGGGCUAAGCCUUUUGUUCUUUCCCAAUCAUAUUCAUAUGAUUGUAAUUUCAUCCAUAAAUAAAUAAACAAUGCUAUCCCUCCCCCUAUUAGCAUUUAUAUUUUCUAUAUUAAAAUUCAAUUCAAAUUUACUCUCGUUGAUUUGAACCAAUUCCAUUUUAAUUAUCACAAAAUAAUCAAAUCAUUACUCUUGGUCCAUUGUUUUCUUAAUAUUUAAAACUAUUUUAUCAUCAAAUUCAAAAAUUUUAGCAUUCUUGGAUCAAAAUUUUCAUUUAAAUAUAACAUAGAAGUACCGUAACCUUAUAGUUCUGCUAUAUAUCAAAAAUAAAAAUAGAAAUAGCACAUCUUAACCCUAGUUUUUCCUUUAAUAUUAUAUCUCUUGUUAUUCUUUUGGUUGCAACAAUUAAUAAAUAAAAACAGUCCCCUCAAAAGUCACCUCCUGACAGCUAGAACUUACAGUAACAGACUAUGAUAAUUUUGUAAUUCCAAUUUCUCACUAAUCAAGAUUCAUAGGCUUCAUUUUUUAUCCACAAAUUUAACAUUUUCCACAACGUGAGGUCCUUUUAAAGAAAAUAUUGAAACAAGUUCCAAGAAUAGCCACAUCUUUCUGAAUCCAAGUUCUUACCAGUAGUCCACUAUUUCUCAUCAAUUAGUCUACCAUUCAGUUUAUCAAAUUAUGUUUAUAAAUUUAUUACCAAUAGUCUACCAUUUCUAUUCUGCUCUGUUCAAUAUAUUCCAUUUCAAUGUUAUUUUACAUUCUGCCAGCAUGCUGAAGAAAUAAUCCUGUUUUCAACAAUCCAACAAUUCAUGCACUUUUUGAUCAACGUUUUCAAUUACUCCACUUACAAAAAAUAUUCACCAAAAAAACUCAAGUAACCAGUCAAAUUCUACUGUUGAUAAGUUGUGAUUUUAAAAGUGAGGUGAUCACAAGCGAUAAGAUGAUUGAUUGUUAUCAAGAUAAAACAGUAGCUCUGCUCUCCGAUCCUCCUUCAAUCCUGAACAGUCAGUUUAGCCAACUGAAUUUCUUGAGUAUUGAUAAUCUAGAAUAAUAAUAUUGUCGAUUGAUUAAAAAUAUCGAUACCAGAUUGAAGUAUCGAAACGUGAAAGUCGAUCUGU